Molecule: messenger RNA, 2204 nt
Organism: Populus euphratica (Euphrates poplar)
Lineage: Eukaryota; Viridiplantae; Streptophyta; Magnoliopsida; Malpighiales; Salicaceae
Product: lysM domain receptor-like kinase 3
Exons: 11
Coding region: 192-1991 (599 amino acids)
Biological process (GO): protein phosphorylation; innate immune response
Molecular function (GO): ATP binding; transmembrane receptor protein kinase activity
Source: RefSeq, a predicted model, not a curated record
AAUCACUCACACUUAAGACCCUUUCCUCAUCUCUAUCUCUAGUUAUCAUUUUGCUAAAAUAAAGAAGUCUUUGUGCUAAAUCUUUGAGAGAAAGGCCUGAAGAUUUUGUAUAGUACUAUCCCAUGUAGUAGUAUUUAUUGUUUGCAUGAGGUAGUUGUCAGGAAGUGAGUUUGACUCCUAUACUGGAGAAAAUGUGCUCUCCGUAUUUUGUAAAUAUGAACCCUUUUGUUAGUUUUGUGAUUUGGAUCUCUCUCUGGAGUUCUUUCCAUAGUUUUCAUGCCUCUCCAAUGCAAUGCAAUGUGUCUUUAAAUGAAUCAUGUCCUGCUUCAUUGUACUAUGUUCCAAAUACAAUGAGAAGUCUUGAUGAAACAGCUUCUUUAUUCAAUGUGGAUAAUGAUGCAGUAAAGAGAACUAUUGAUGGUUUCCUGAUUAUGAUAAAUUGCAGCUGUCUGGCUGAGCACGGAUUCUUCACUUGGCACAUGGAUUACGAGGUCCAAAAGGGGGAUACAUGGGAGAGCAUUUCGUCGAAAUUCGGGUUCUUUGUGCUGGCAAUGUCAGAAAAGGUGUUGAUUCCAUCGGUAAUUGUGACUCUUGAUGUUUUAUGUGGCUGUUCUAACAACGCAGACAUGGUAACAUACAAGGUUCAAAAUGGAGAUACUCUGUUUACAAUCUGUUCUCGGUUUAAAGCUAAUAAAACCAAGACUGUCUUAUUGAAUGGGCUAGACAAUCCAGACAGUAUCCGCGAGAGAGAUAUUCUGUUUAUCCCCACACCAGCUGGCUUUAAUAACCUUACUUCCAUUGAUUAUCACAACCAAGAAACGAAGACCAAAAAAACACCAAAAUCUCGAAUUUUUAUUGUGGUUGGAGCCAUUUCAGCUGCUUUAGUUGUCGUACUAUUGUCGAUCCUACUUUUAUUUUGGAAAAACCAUAUGAAGAAGCGAGCUCGACAACCGAUAGCUUCCUCAAGGAGAUUGAAUUGCUUGCACUGUUAUCUUGCAUCAUGUCCUCAGCAUAGAAAAUCUGAAGAAAGCAUGGUUUCUUCAAUCGGUUCAGACAAAGCUACUGUUUUACCGUACAAUGAAAUACGUGAAGCCACCUCCAACUUUAGCAGAUCUUUAAUAAUUGGCCAAGGAUCUUACGGAUUAGUCUACCUCGGAAAACUACGAGGAACAGAUGUGGCCAUCAAGCAGAUGAAAGAUACAAGCUCCAAAGAGUUUUUGUCAGAGUUAAAUAUUCUUUGUAAAGUUCAUCACAUAAACUUGAUCGAGCUUAUUGGAUAUGCGGCUGGUGGAGAGUCCUUGUUUCUUGUUUAUGAAUUUGCCCAAAACGGUGCAUUGAGUAAUCAUCUGCACAAUCCUGCAUUAAGAGGUCAUAAACCUCUCCCUUGGACUACACGAGUUCAGAUUGCUCUUGAUGCAGCUAAAGGUCUUGAAUAUAUACAUGAACACACAAAACCUUACUAUGUCCAUCGAGAUGUCAAGCCAAGCAAUAUUCUCUUAGACUCCAAUUUCCACGCAAAGAUUGCAGAUUUUGGGCUGGUAAAGUUAUUAGAACAAUCUCCAGAUGCUGGAGGUGCAGCAGCAUCUAGAAUUGUUGGCACAUUUGGUUACCUUGCACCUGAGUAUGUUCGAGAUGGACAUGUGACCGCAAAGAGCGAUGUCUAUUCCUUCGGUGUUGUUCUUAUGGAAUUACUGACUGGUCAGCGAGCAUUAAGUAAAGACGCAAGUCCUGAAAAUGAAAAGCUCAGUGAACAUCGUUCUGUUGUGCAAUACAUGCUGUCAGCAUUGAAUGAUAGCCAGGACUCGUUCGACGAGCUGGCCAAAUGCAUUGAUCCGAACCUGACCUCCUACGACAAAGAUUCACUCUAUGAGAUGGCCCUCUUGUCCAAGGACUGUGUUGAUGACAAUUGGAAACGGCGUCCUGAUAUGAGUAAAGUUGUGCUACGCCUUUCACACAUACUUUCAAGCUCCAAAGAGUGGGAGGAACUAUAGUUCGAUUGCCUCGCAGGGCAAACAUAUAGCCAAAAUCUGCAAGGCGUUUUCCAGGAGGUUCAAGACUUGGACUUAUUUUGUACAAAAAUCUACUCAUUUUCCUUGGUGUAUUUUCCCUUUUGUUUGUUGAUUCUUUUUAAGGCAUCUAGAGAUCGUACAAUUUACAAUGCCUUUGACAAUUUGUAGGAUUCCUCAAGCAAGGUAGAAUAACUU